UAGCUGUGUAAUAUAAGAGAACACGAAACACUCCUCCAGUGCCUUGACAGUCAUUUUGUCUUCAUCUGUAUUGGUGCUUUCUCUCUUUCCCACAGAAAGAUUGGUGUAUCAGAGAGCCAAUGACUCGAUGGCUGCUGUAACUCAGUAACUUGGUGUCAUCGCACCCUGAAGAGAGGAGAAAAUGGACGGGCAGAAAGACUUCAGAAUGCUGGGUCAACUUCUCAGAAGGAUUGCACCCAUGGAGCGGCUGCUGCUGGUCCUGGCUCUGUUCUCCAUGCCGUCCCACGCCAUGCUGUGUCCCAAACGCUGCACCUGCCAGAACCUGCUGCCCUCCUACACCGUCCUGUGUGCCAAAACCGGCCUGCUCUUCGUCCCACCCAACAUCGACCGGCAGACCGCCGAGCUGCGACUGAUGGACAACUUCAUCACCACCCUGCGCCACCGAGACUUCGCUAACAUGAGCAGUCUCAUACACCUCACGCUCUCCCGAAACACCAUCAGCCAGAUCCAACCGUACGCCUUCGCCGACCUGCAGGAUCUGCACGCGCUACAUCUCGACGCAAACCGGCUCACGGCGCUGGACGACACACAUUUACAGGGGCUGGUGAAUCUACGACACCUUAUCCUCGCAAACAACCAGCUUCACAGCAUCUCGGAAGGAGCCUUUCAAGACUUCCUAGAAACUCUUGAAGAUCUCGAUCUUUCUUAUAACAAUCUGGUGGAUUUGCCGUGGGACACUAUAUCUAUGCUAUCCAGCGUUAACACUCUUAGUUUGGAUCACAAUCUCAUCGACUUCGUGCCUGAAGGGAUAUUUUCAAAUCUUCACAAAUUGGCUAGACUGGAUAUGACGUCCAACAAGCUGAAGAAGAUCCCGCCGGAUCCUCUGUUCCUACGCAUCCCGGUCUACGCGAAAACAAAAGGCUCGCCGCUAACCGCGCUAGUGCUCAGUUUCGGCGGGAACCCGUUGCAUUGUAAUUGCGAGCUGGUUUGGCUUCGACGCCUGACGCGGGAGGACGAUCUGGAGACGUGCGCGUCCCCGCGAGAGCUAGCGGGGAAAUACUUCUGGACGAUUCGCGAGGAGGAGUUCGUGUGCGAGCCGCCCAUGAUCACUCGGCACACGUCGAAGAUGUUCGUGAUGGAAGGUCAAGAGGUUAGUUUGCGAUGCCGCUCCGUCGGAGACCCCGAGCCGACCGUUCACUGGGUCAGUCCUGACGGCAAGCUAAUCGGGAACACCUCGCGCACCGUGUGCUACGAUAACGGCUCUCUGGAUAUCUUGACGGCUACGGUGAAAGACUCCGGCGUGUUCACAUGCAUCGCGUCCAACGCUGCCGGAGAGGCUACGGCUCCGGUGGAAUUAGUCGUGAACCCUUCGCCGCAUUACGACCCCAAACUGGAGCCUGAACCGGGACCCUCGGACAUGCCGACAUCCAUAAAGUCCAACAGUAGUGGAAGUGGAGGCCAGUCUCGAGCUGAUCAGCGGGUCAGUGUCUCAGAAAUAACCUCAAGCUCAGUGAUGAUCCGCUGGCCUCCUCAAAGCCACAUCCCUGGAGUUCGCAUGUACCAGAUCCAGUACAACAGCUCCACCGAUGACAUCCUCAUAUACAGGAUGAUCCCCGCCUCUCAUAAGUUGUUCACCCUGAGUGAUCUGGCCUCGUCCCGGGACUACGAGCUCUGUGUCCUGGCGGUCUACGACGACGGCAUCACGUCUCUCACCGGCACGCGAUUGGUCGGUUGCGUGUCCUUCGCCACUGAGCGCGAGUUUCGCCACUGCCGCUCCAUCCAUGACCAGUUCCUCGGCGGCACCAUGAUCAUCGUCAUCGGCGGGAUCAUCGUGGCCUCGGUCCUCGUCUUCAUCUUCAUCCUGCUGAUGAAGUAUAAACUGCACAGUCAGCACUACAAGCAGAAGGCGGCCCGCGUCAGUAACGUUUGUUCUCAGACCAACGGAGGCCAGCAGGGGGCGUCAUCGGGCCCUCCUCCCAGAUCCUCGUCCUCCUCGGGAUCCGCCAACAAGCCCUCCGUCCCGCUCGGGUCGGACCGACAAGACGGGCCACACGGCCUGGACGGGGGUUACGGGGCGCUGAAAGGAACCACGGUUGUGGACUUGAACCCGGACUACGGGAAAUCCGUAAAAGAUGACGACUCCAUAUCGCAAUAACACAGGGUUCAAUCCCGCCUCCCUUCCCAUUCUCUUCACACCUCAACCCAUUCAGUUUUGUUUUCCAUUGCCACGUCUUACUGAGGAUUUCUCCUGUCCAAGGCAAACUCGCAGUCUGGAAGCUAAACGCAGAAUGCCAGAUUAAAUGGGAUUGGAUCCAAUCUAUUAGCUGUGGUCGGAAGGCAAACACAACAGGCUCUCCCUGUUCAAUACUUUAUGCAAGACUCUCCAG
Messenger RNA from Rhinichthys klamathensis goyatoka, 2387 nucleotides. RefSeq lists its product as uncharacterized. Gene Ontology annotation, molecular function: protein binding. The transcript has 4 exons. Bases 182 to 2155 code for a protein of 657 amino acids. Lineage: Eukaryota; Metazoa; Chordata; Actinopteri; Cypriniformes; Leuciscidae. The record is from RefSeq and is a predicted model, not a curated record.